Culicoides brevitarsis is the source of this 1716-nucleotide messenger RNA. RefSeq names its product sensory neuron membrane protein 1-like. The transcript has 6 exons. Gene Ontology annotation, molecular function: scavenger receptor activity. Lineage: Eukaryota; Metazoa; Arthropoda; Insecta; Diptera; Ceratopogonidae. Bases 1 to 1716 code for a protein of 571 amino acids. The record is from RefSeq and is a predicted model, not a curated record. Gene Ontology annotation, cellular component: cytoplasm; membrane.
AUGAAGAAUAUUUUCCGUGCACUAAAGAAACGCCAAUUAAAGGACAUCGACUACAAUCGAUGGCUACUCAUUUCGUCGAUAUUGAUGGUUGUUGGAUUGUUGAUGGCGCUCUUGAUUGCUCCUGAAGUUACGCAAUGUGUCGUUAAAUAUAUGUUCACGUUGAUGCGAGGAAGUUACUUGCGAAAUCAACAGAGAAAAGUGCCAUAUGAGUUCAAUGUGUAUGUUUGGAAUACGACAAAUCCUGAUGAAGUUAUUGCUGGAGGAAAACCGAAAUUGCAGGAAGUUGGUCCUUAUAAAUGCCGGGGUUUCAAGACGAAGCAAAACAUGGCAGAUAACGACUACGAUGACACCGUUUCUUACGAUAUUUACAACGAAAUAACUUUUGAUGAAGCUGAUUCAUCUCCCUUAACCGGCAAUGAGACUUUUUACAAUCCUCAUCCUUUUAUCAUGGGAAUUAUGGCAAAAAUAGCAACAGAAAUGCCCGAAAUGAUUCAUUUUAUCAAAAAAGGCGUCGAUAUGGUAUUCCAAAAUCCAACUUCACCAUUCAUCAAGCUCACCGCAAAAGAAAUCAUCAGAGACAGUUUUUUCGUCGAUUGCAAUGUGACGGAUUUUUCAGCAAAAGUUUUGUGUUCAGCACUCGCGAAUCAAGAUCAAAUCGAUAAAGUUGACGGAAAUCCACAAAUUUUGGCAAGUUCCUUAUUGUAUCAAAUGACGGCUCGUAAACAGGGAAACUACAAAGUUUUGCGAGGCUUGGAAAAUGUUCAUGAUGUGGGUCGAAUCGUUGAAUUUAAUGGCUUAGCUGAGUUGGAAACGUAUGACGAUGACGAGUGCAAUGUCAUUAACGGGACAGAUGAAAUGUUUUUUGGGCCAUUUAUGGAAUGGGAAGAUCCCGUUGUGAGUUUUGACUUUCAAUUGUGUCGAUCGUUCAAUUAUAACUACGAUCGAGAUACAAAAGUGAAAGGACACAAAACGACGAGAAAAAUUUUGCAGUCCUUUGAACCGAAAAAUCCAAAAUGUUUUUGUAAUAAAUAUUUUCCGGAGAAAUGUUUGCCGAAAGGAGCUUUCGAUAUCAAUCAGUGUUGGGAAGCUCCUGUAGCUGCUUCGUUUCCACAUUUUUUGGAUGGCCCGGAGUAUCUUGAAAUGUUUGACGGAUUUUCUCCGAAUCGAGAAAAGCAUUAUAAUGGAUAUGAUUUUGAUUUGCUAACUGGCGUCCCAAUCAGAAGUAUUCGACGAUUUCAAAUGAAUUUUCGUGUCAUACCUAUUCCGGAAUUUCCUCCUAUGUCGAAAAUGAAUGUCACACCACUCUAUCCAAAUGGUUGGAUCGAACAAAUACUGUACACGACAUCCAGCGAAGAUAAAGUUAUCAAAAGAAUACAUUUUUGGGACAUUUUCCUCCGUGUCAUCGGUUGGUUAAUUUUCUCCUUCGGAAUUCUCGGAGCUGCAAUUUCUACUCUUGCCAUCCUUGCUCGUCGUGUCCCAAUCACGCCUGAACCAAAAAUGCAGCGUCAAAACACAGAAAGCGAAUUACCCCAUUCAGCAGAAUCAGAAACUCCCGAUUCCAUUUCGACUGUCGAACGAGAAGACAACGAAUUUGAGCUUUACAAUCGUGUAAAUUUGUCGCGCGCCGAAAAUGAAGUUGAAACGACGUCAAAUCACGACACCGCUGCAGCAACAAAAGAGGAGGAAGAGGAAGACGAAGGCAUAGAUGGGCGUUGA